Molecule: messenger RNA, 435 nt
Organism: Lactuca saligna
Lineage: Eukaryota; Viridiplantae; Streptophyta; Magnoliopsida; Asterales; Asteraceae
Source: the annotation of a GenBank genome assembly
AUGCUCUUCUCAUUCUAUUUAAAGCACAUGUUACCAUAUUUUAAAACCUUGAGCUCUAAGAAGUUCUCUGUAGUGAAGGUUUCGUGCCCUAUUGAAACUGAAAGCUUUCCGAAUGCAAGAUUCAAAGUUACAAGGGUUGCUACGAUUCAAGUUUACAAAUUCAAUCUUGCAGAUCUUCUAUUCCUGAACCUGUAUGAUUGGAUCUUGCUGAUCAAUCUAUUGAUGAAAGAUGAAAAGAAAUUUGAACCAAUCAUUUCACAUUUGAAGAGGAUGUUGGUCUUGUACAUCUUGGAGAUUGGAAAAAUGGGUGUUGAGAUUGCAGUAGUGCUGAGAAAGAAGCCAACUGUACUAUCCAAGGAAGCUUCGAAAGAUCAUGACAAAAUGAAGCCGGGCAGGAUACAAAAUGAUGGAUGGUUUAUGUCUUUCCACAUCUGA